UCAACCAUUGAAAUGCAGUCGAGAAACAAGUAUCGCAAGGAAAAACUCAACUCCGAAGAAAACGUUUCCCAAAGUUCUCGUUCAAAUGAAAAAGUCGGCUCAAAAACAAAAUGCUUACCCUGGAUUUUGCUGACCAUCGGAAUCGGUCUAUGUAUUAUCGCUACCGGUAUUUAUAUUGUGUUAUCUCUCAACAGCCAUGAUAGCAGGGCUAUGUUGGACUUUGACCCAGCGAUUAAUCUUAGUUUCAGUCGUGAAAUUCAUGAUGAAGGGUUUUUCAAUUUUACUUUGGAAGGACUUGGAAAAAUAUCAACUGGCUUACAAUCUCCUCAAAUAGUAAAGGGAUGCCGUGAAGUAUCCUGUCGCAUUGACUGUUAUGAUAAUGAGGAUUUGUAUCGGGAUUUAGCUGUUGUAAUGAAUGCAAGUACAUGUGAAGUGAUUACCUCCUUGUUAGUAUCAAAUCAAGUCCAAGAAGGCAUUGAAGACUUGUGGAUCGGGUUAAACUCAACAGUUCUCAAAAUUUUGCUGAUCAAGAGCCAAAUUUCAAAAAUAAAAACUGGAGCAUUUUCUGCGUUUAUGUUUGCAAAGGUAUUCCAUAUGAGUUGGGUUGAUCUCCAGGUAUCAGAACUUAGCAAUGGAGCAUUACUUGGACUUUACUCUCUAAAGAAACUGGAAAUUGAAUUUAAACUUCCUAACAUAAGCAUGACAUUUCUGCAACCCGUUCAGGUUACUCUGACGCAUCUGAGAAUAAAUGCCGGAAUAUCUUUUAAAGGGAAUUUAAAUGUUUUCGAGAAUAUAUAUCUGGGAAAAUUAAAUCACCUGGAUCUGAGCCACAACAGCUUCAGUGGACCACUUAGUAAACGCAUAUUUACCGGAACUCCAAACAUAACAUAUCUCUACUUAAAGUAUUGCUCAAUAACUUCUAUCGAGGAUACUGCAUUCCAAGAUCUUGUCGAUAAACUGAUUCUGGUUGAUCUUAAGCACAAUGUACUCACCCAAAUCAGUGACAAUGUUCUCCACAUGGGCGGUAAGCCUAUAUUACUCGACCUUGAACCCAAUAACUGGCACUGCAAUUGUCAACUCCGAUCAAUGAUUGCCUAUUACAAUGAUAAUAAGAGUCUUUUUAUAAGCACACCAUAUUGUCGAAUGCCAUAUAACCUUUAUGGUAAAACAUUUGAUGAAUUAAACGCUGAGGAACUGAUCUGCGAUCCACCAAUGGAAAUACCCAGUAAUCUCACUACGGAUACAAUAUAUAAAGUCACAACAGAUGGGAGCGAAAAUGAGUCGGAGAUUCCUAGCGAGGAUUUCAUUACCAAUCAAGACUCUACAGAAGCACCAACAAAUCAAAGUCCAUAUGGUGCAAUUCUUCAGUUUAGCUGCUCGGAAGCUAUCGAUUAUGAUAAGACCGACAAUAAAAUCGAACGUGAUGUGAAUAAAAAGGAAUCUAAAUUCUAUAGUUCAGGAACCUUUAUCUUUGAACCACCCCUGUAUGAUCUUAUAUUGGAUAUAUUCGAUAAUUAUAGCGUUCGAGCUUUUAUUGAGGGAUAUCAGAAGUCUGAUCAGUAUAACAUCAUUUGGUUUUCCGAUCAGUUGGACAGCGGUGCAAUUAGGAACGCAUCACAAACGGACUACACUUGUAUGCAAUACGAAGAACCCUAUUUAAUUGUUGAUCCCUUGCGACAGAAUCGAACUUACACUUUUUGUAUGAUGCCCAUGGACAGUUUAGUUAUAUCUCCUCUACUCUGUCAGCCCUUAUAUGUGCCUAUUGCGAGGGACAACUCGGACUCUGAUGAUAUCUGGAUUCCAGAGAGUGAGAAACAGUUUACCAUCGCAAUGCUUUGCCUCAUCUUCUUCAUAUCCACCGUAUUUGGGGCAAUAUUUGCCUAUCUGGGCAUAAAGUCCUUUCCGAAUUUAUUGGAAGGUUCCAAAAAUGUAUUGGUAGUCAAGGAAGUCGAUAAGGAAUGUUACGUAUCAACUAUAACCGAUUCAAAAUACAUAAAGACACCUCUAACUAAACAUAAUGUUGCAGAAAAUUCAUUUAGAAUGAGAAACAAAAAGUCAUUUGAUACAUCAGCUAAAAUUUACGACGCAAAUCUUCCAAGUUUACUAGAUUUAAGAUCUCCAUCUACUUGCUUUGAGGAACCAUUUUCGCAAUUGGAAUUUCAGACCAUCGGAUAUGAGAUGCCUAAACAGUUUAAGAAUGAUAUCAAGGAAAGUUCCACAAUUAAUAAGUGCUUAGACAGACCCCACUCCCCGCCUCCUCUGCCUAAACGUAAUUCUAUUGUUUCUGAUUACAUGGACCCCAAGCUUAAGGCAUAAAUCAUAUUUUUAAUAAAUGAAAAUAUACUUAUAAAUAAAUGUAUA
This is a messenger RNA of Drosophila innubila, 2361 nucleotides long. RefSeq lists its product as uncharacterized. Gene Ontology annotation, molecular function: protein binding. The transcript is spliced from 4 exons. Gene Ontology annotation, cellular component: extracellular matrix. The record is from RefSeq and is a predicted model, not a curated record. Bases 13 to 2316 code for a protein of 767 amino acids. Lineage: Eukaryota; Metazoa; Arthropoda; Insecta; Diptera; Drosophilidae.